AUGCGUGUUCUCGUUAUUGGUGGCAAUGGACAGACUGGUCGUCUCGUUAUCGAUGAAGCAUUACAGCGCGGCCACAAGAUUACAGCCUUGAUUCGGAAUCCCUCUGCACUUCCAGCCAUGGAAGGCUUGAACAUCGUAAAGGGCACACCAGUGGAACCUUCGAACAUCGAAAGCGCUUUCAACGCAGUCCAAGGCGACCUCCCUACUGCUGUGAUCGUCACGCUUUCAUCCCCGAAAGAAAAGGGGACUCGAGUCAUGUCUAACGCGCACGAAAACCUCGUCGCUGCGAUGAAGAGGCAUGGCGUUUCCAAAAUUGCGACAAUGUCUUCAUUUGGGGUUGGGUCUUCUUUCGCCAAUAUUACUGUGAUUAUGAGAUGGGCAAUUUCCAACACCGGCCUUGGGCAUCCAUUCGCAGAUCAUAAUCAUGUCGAUGAAAUACUCAAGAGGAGCGGAUUGAAAUUCGUGGUGUUAAGGCCAGCGAGACUGACUAUGGCAAAAAAAGCACCCGUUCAGUUCCUUGGCGACGAUGGGAAAGGACUCGGUAUUUUCGCGGGUCUGGGGGGGAUCUCGAGGGCUAGUGUGGCGGCGUGUCUGGUGGAUGCUGUUGAGAAGAGCACCUGGGAUCGAAGCACUCCUGUGAUAUCGAACUGA
Molecule: messenger RNA, 651 nt
Organism: Eremomyces bilateralis CBS 781.70
Lineage: Eukaryota; Fungi; Ascomycota; Dothideomycetes; Eremomycetales; Eremomycetaceae
Product: putative flavin reductase
Exons: 1
Coding region: 1-651 (216 amino acids)
Source: RefSeq, a predicted model, not a curated record